This is a messenger RNA of Maniola jurtina (meadow brown), 2995 nucleotides long. RefSeq names its product V-type proton ATPase subunit S1 (gene VhaAC45). Lineage: Eukaryota; Metazoa; Arthropoda; Insecta; Lepidoptera; Nymphalidae. The coding region runs from base 147 to 1337 and encodes 396 amino acids. The record is from RefSeq and is a predicted model, not a curated record. Gene Ontology annotation, cellular component: proton-transporting V-type ATPase complex. The transcript is spliced from 3 exons.
CAAUCGAUAUUUUCUUUUUCACAUGACCGAUGUUUGAUUGUCAUCGCCCAUUUUUCGUCUUUUUAUGACAAUUUUGGGAAAAUUUAGUUUAUUUUAAUUUAAAAUUAAAUAGUAAACUGUAACGUCCACUAGUAUUAGUCUACAAGAUGGCUUUUUGCCGUUUAGUGUUACCGUUUUUAGUGAUUUGUAUCGCGUCUACUUACGGUAAGGUGCCAGUUUUCCUAUGGGGCGAUUUGGUGACUUCGAUCAAGUCUAACCCUCUCUCCAGCGUAACAGAUGAAGAUUUUAAGGCUAUUCUGCAGAAGGAAUUAAAGAGUGACCCGUUCACUGUAAUUUUCCUUGACGAAACUCUGUCAGUCGAAGACUUUUCGCUUAAAAACUCGGAUGGGGCUUCAUCGUUCCCUUACUUACAUUCUAACAUCGGUAAAGCUGUAUAUUUACCAGGUGUAGAAAAGGCUUUGUCUACAUUGAACGAGUUGGCUGACUCGGAGAAAGUAGAUCGCGUUAAACUUACAGAAAAUGGCUUAUCUGCGGAAUUUAAGCCUCAAAGUGUGAAAAUAUUGUUUAUUGAACUAAAGGACGCGAUGGAAGGAGAAUCUAGAGCAGAUUUGCUUCGCCGUCACAACGAUUUCAUGGAAGAAAUGUUCGGUAAACUCCAGGCAGAGUAUGAGAAUGUUGUCGCUAUAUAUACUGCCCGGAAUCCAUCUUGGACUGUCUCUGAGUCAUACAGGAGAGUCCGUCGUCAGGCUGAAAGCACAGAUUUACAGAAUAUAACCUUAGAUGGCCUCAAGAUGUACGUUAACAGAGUAGUCGUAGCAGUGGACGGUACAGUAACUAAUGUAACCGCAAUCGAUCAUGCCAGAACAGAGAUAAAUGGAACAGAGAUGUCAACGACUAUGACGUCCGGUGAUAGCAGUCUUACACUCAACUUCUUGCAGAAGGGUGGUUAUUGGUUUUUUAGCUCAGUGACGUACAAAAAGGUAGACAAUGAAGUCAACCUGAUGCCAGAGAUGACUGAGGUGUAUGCACCCGUCGGCUUCGCUUACCGCUGUGGACAGAACGUAACCUUCAGCUACCGCUUCAACCAGACCAUAGUGGUGACAUUCCAGGACUUGAAGGUCCAACCGUACUUCAAAGAAAACGGCAACGAAACCCUCUUCUACGGAGACUCGAUCAACUGUGUUGGAUUCUUCACCGUUCCCAUCUGGUCUGGCCUAUUUGUGACCUUCAUACUCCUCGCCAUCACCUUCUACGGCAUUAUGAUGAUGAUGGACAUCCGCACCAUGGACAGAUUUGAUGAUCCCAAAGGUAAAACCAUUUCCAUUAAUGCGGAAUAAAUUGUCGCCUGGCCAGCUCGGUAUUACCCAGUAUUACCGUGGUAAUAUUAAAUAUUAUAUUACCGUCGCAAUAUUAACCAGUUAAUUUUACCGAAUAUUUCUCCAGUAACAUUAAAAAAAUAUGGCUAGUAUUUCUGCUUAAAUAUUUGAAUAUUAUGGCCAGAAUCAAAAUACCUGUGUGAUAUUCAAACUAGAAAUAUCGAAUGUAACCUGCUUUAAAAAAAAUACAAUAUUUAUUUCAGUAACAUUCCCUUCAUGCUUAUAAUGUAUAAUUAUUUGUUGAGUAAUAAUCACAUAUAUGAUGUUAUAUAAAUGAAAAUUCUUAAAUGUUUAUUUUAAUAAUAUUGAAUAUUACUGCUGCAAUAUUGUAUAUUAUUUCCGGAAUAUUAACACGUCAGCUUCAAAUAAUAAAAUAUGAUAAUAAAUUCUGAAUUUUGGAAAUAAUCGGGCUGGCCAUAUUGAAUUUUGCGUAACUUAUGCACCAAACUAUAAGCUAGCAUAAACUUUAUUAUAGCUCAAUAUAUUUGUAUAAAAAGUAAUGUUAAAACUGCUUAAAUUAUUAUAUAAAUAAUUUUUACAAAAACAAAACUGACUUCAAAUGUAUUAUUUGUUGACAACAACAAACUGAUCGAGCAAUUUAUUAAAAAAUACUAUGUAUAUAUACAUACGUCAUACAUACAGGAGUAAGUGAACCUCCUUUUUUUGAAGUCGGUUUUAAAAGAUAUUUAUAUAAGGUACUAUCCAUAGAUAAGAGACGCUUGUUUAGUUUUUUAGUUUUAUAUAAACUCUAUGGUAUACAUAGUACAAGAGACAGUGUCCCGAAAACUAAGCUAAAAUACUUUAUAAUCAGUUUUGAUGUUUUAAAUGUGUUAAGUAAUGUAGAAAUCAACUUUUUUUUAUUUCAACGCUUUGUUUCCUAUUCAUUGAUAUUUACAUUAUAUAUAUUUUUUUAUAAUUUUUCGCUUUUUAUUGCAACUUUAGUUUAAAUAUUUACUAUUGUUAUUAUUGUUAUAAGAAAUAACAGCUGCUGGAGUUAAUUUCAGUUGGGUUAAAAAAUAAAAGUAAUCAAAACUGAACCUUUUCCCACCCCCUCGCAUUACAUCCUUUCUUAGUGGGGAUCACAUGCACAAUCUAAGUUUCUAAUAUCAUUGAAACGAUGUUGAUAUGUCAGUCGGUUUAUCCUUUUAUAUUUUCUCCCCCUCCGUCCUUUUCGACCAUCUCCCUCCCUGUUGAGCGCUAUGGUCUUAUAAGAGGGAUAUCCUGGGUUCGAUUCCCGGCAGGUACAAUUUGGGAAUCUAUAUUUUCUAAAUUGUCUCUGGUUUGGUCUCUGGGGAGGCUUCCGCCGUGACAAGUUACGACCCUACUGGCAAAACUGGGGAUCAGGGGUUAUGGGAAUAAUGAAACUGUUAUACUCCUUCCAAGUUAGCCCGCUUCAGUCUUUGACUACAUCGUCACUUAUCAUCAAGUGAGAUUGCAGUCAAGGACUAACUUGUAUCGGAAUAAAAAAAAAAACGUAAAAGUUCAGCACAGAAUUUUUUUUUUUCGGUACACUGUCACGUGUUUUAAAUAAAAUACAAAAUGCCUAUAACAUUUAACUGCGCAACUUUAUUUUAACACAAUGAGACAAUAAAAGGCAUAGAUGUCUGAUAAAAAAAAAA